Molecule: messenger RNA, 693 nt
Organism: Pomacea canaliculata
Lineage: Eukaryota; Metazoa; Mollusca; Gastropoda; Architaenioglossa; Ampullariidae
Exons: 2
Coding region: 196-504 (102 amino acids)
Source: RefSeq, a predicted model, not a curated record
GAUGCCAUUGUAGACAAGUGCCCGCGCCAGUCGUGUGGCUAUAAAUGACAGCUUCUUCGGAGGUCGAUUGUCAUCCUUAGCUUGUGGAAGUUCCUUCAAACUAUCAUCGUCUGACAUCGUCUGGCAUCGUCUGAAAUCGUCUGUUAUUGUCUGGCAUCGUUUGGCAUCGUCUGGCAUCGUCUCUUAUCAUCUGACAUGGAGGCGGAGUCGACAAUGGAGAAGACUGCGUGUCUUGUAGCUUUACUGACACUCGCCACGCUGUGCUCAGCACAACCCAAGGAUAAAAUACGACAUGAAGAAACUAUCAGAGUUUCAGAUCUUCUGUUACGGCAGAUGUGCCAGCUGAACCCUAACUCACAUUUCUGUCUGAACAACACACGUGUCCCCACAGUUGACAAGCGAGACUUCAGUCAGGAUGUCCAAGGUGUGUCCACCUACAAACGACUUCGCCAUCGGGGAGCCGCCUUUGCUGGCGACACUGACACUGGUCCUGAUGUGGUGUAGAUGUCAACACCUACAUCAUCUCUACCUGAUCUGAUGACUACAUUAUUCAAUAUCGGUCAUCACCUGUCAAGAUAUCAUUUGGCAGUUGCAAUGUUGCAAUGGUCCAAGAAAAGAUGUCAGCAAAUACCAACUUUACUAAGUACAUUAAGAAGGUCUUGCAGAUAAUAAAAAAUGAUAUUGUCAGAAGUU